Molecule: messenger RNA, 2551 nt
Organism: Clarias gariepinus (North African catfish)
Lineage: Eukaryota; Metazoa; Chordata; Actinopteri; Siluriformes; Clariidae
Gene: ap1ar
Product: adaptor related protein complex 1 associated regulatory protein
Exons: 10
Coding region: 221-1108 (295 amino acids)
Biological process (GO): negative regulation of cell motility; negative regulation of substrate adhesion-dependent cell spreading; regulation of Arp2/3 complex-mediated actin nucleation
Molecular function (GO): AP-1 adaptor complex binding
Source: RefSeq, a predicted model, not a curated record
AAUAGGUUAGCAGGCACCAGGGCUACCCGUCUGUCCAUGUAGCUGCUUUAUGAAACAAGUUUUGGCAGCCAAUCCGGUGGAGUCGUUUUAUUUGUAAUGAGAAAUGUGUUACUACAAUGUGUUAUUCUCUUAGCACUGGCGGGCAGCAGAUAGGGAGAUCUCUGUGGGAUAGAAACGCAGGCUGAUAUCUGAUCUGCUCUCUGUACUUUGACACAAUGCCAUGGGGAACUGCUGGACUCAGUGCACUGCGAUAUUCAGGAGAGAGGCGAGCAGGAUCCAGAGAGGAGGAGGGUCGAAAUACUUUAGAAGUAGCACAACUGGAGAACACUAUACAAUAGAGUUUGAGAAUCUUGUGGAGAGUGAUGAGGGUGAGAGUUCACAAAGUUGUGCCAGGCCCAUCAGCGAGGAGGAGAUUGGCCAUCUGAAGGAACUACGCUAUGCUGCUAUUGCCGAUAAGCAGACACUGAUCGAUGAUAAGUUGAAUGCUGAGUUAGUGGCACAAGAGGAGAAGUUAAGGCUAGAAGAGGAGGCUAUAGUUGCAGCUCAGCGCGAGGCUGCCAGGCUCGCAAAGGAGCGAAAGCUAAAGGAGCAGCUUGCACAGAAGAAAACCGAGGCAGAGGGCAGCAGCUCACAUUGCAAACAGAAGCCAUCAGGGGGAGAAUUUGAAGCGUAUCUGCAGGGUGUAAAGGCUCAGUCAGAGGCAUUCCGCAGUAGCAGGCUUUCCUCUGAUGCAAAUCUAGUGACUCCUAACACAGAGAGCAGCUGGGACUUCACCUGCAGGACUCGUUCCACUAAUGAUGAUGGCACCUCGCUAGAUCUUGAGUGGGAGGAUGAGGAGGGUAUGAAUCGCACAGGUGCUGCUUGGGAGCGGUCUAAAACGGAGGAGGACAUCUUGCGAGCUGCACUCCGUCCUGCCAGUAAACAGCUGGGCAGUGGGCCAGCGUCUGCUUCAGAGGACUCCAAUGCUCUUGAAUGGGAGAACGAUUUUGUUAGCGCACAUGCAGAAGACAGUAGUGAGCAGUGUGAUGAGGAAUUUGAGGGAUUUGUUAAUCCAGUCCUGGACACUCCAUCUGAGGCAGAGUCUAAUGCUGACCAGCAGGACAGAUAAUCCCAGAUGAGAGCACAGAAGUCGUACUAAGUCCAUCAUUUGGCUACAUCUUCUCAGUGUACAUUUUUAAUUUAUCCUUUUUUAAGAUUGGUGUUUGAAUCAAGUGCAAUUUUCUUUUAAUUCUGGGCUGUUCCAGAAAAGUUAUAAGGGUUAGGGUUAGUCAUAACAACCCACUUCUUUUCUUUUGUUUCUUUCUUUUUUUCUUUUUUUUUAAAAAUUUUUUUAUUAUUCAUCUUUGCAUAAUAACCCGAAUGGUAUACCUGGCCUACCUCAUUAAAAUCAAGAAGGGGUACAGAAAUGCUUAAUGUAUUUUUGGUAACUUGCUUAAGCAGACUGGUGCCUGAUAUCCCAGCCAUCCACUUAACAUUGAGCUGAAUUUUUUUUUUUACACAUUCAGCCAAGUGGAACCUGCGGGCUAAACGUAAAUGGAAAUGCAUUUAGGGGAAAAAUUCACCACUUGACCAGUAUCUCUUUUCAUCAACCACUCAUGUUUAUCUCUUUUGUAUGGCUAAACAUACAGGCUGCAAGUACAGUAUAUCACUGCAACUUGUUCAAAUGCCUCUUGAACAUCCUGUCUGUAAAAAUGUAAUGUGUACACAAGUGCUUUUAAAGUGUGAAAUAUAUACAUGCAACACUUUUGAGUUGCUUUAUUUCUCUUUUCUUUAUGAUUUGUCUAAAUUUUUUUUUUGAUGUAUUAGUAGUUCCCUGCCCUAUAGUUCCCUUCCUGACAAUCUUUUUUGUCGAAACAAAAUCCAGUUUAUUUUAAAAUGAGUUUACAAGACAAAAUGUACUGUAUUCGAUCAUUUGAUAAAAAAAAAAGACACAACUGCCAUUAACAUUUUGUAAGACUAUCAGUAAUGCAAUCUGGGUGUACUGCAAAUCUGCUGAGCCUCUGUAGCAUCUCAAAUUAACCAAAUUUAUUCAAUAUGAAUGUACAAGACCCUUUUCAUGUAAAAAGAAAAAAAUAUAUAUUUUAAGCAUGUUUAAACUCUCAUUGUGCCUAAGUGUGACAAUGUAACUCACUGCACAGCAAACACUCUCUUCACCUCGGGCUAACGGUGGAUCUAGAGCUUUAAUUUCUGCUUUUAGGUUGGAUAUAACUAACUAAGCCUUACCAUAGAAGUUUUUUUUUUUUUUUUCAUUGCCACUGGUUUGUGUAAAUAGUGUUAAUAUGUGUGGCAUUGAAAUAAUUUUGGAGCAUUCCAAACAUUAACUCUUAAAUGUGAAGAGUUUAUAGAAUUGCACACGUUUUUUUUUUCUUUUUUUUCCUUAUUUCAUUUACAGGAGGGUUGCUGUGAAUAAAGGAGCACAUUUUAUAUCUAUCCACAAAUCUCACUGAUUAGAAAAACGUACAGGACAAAGACGAAACACAAUAUACCUGUAGUUUCGAAAAUCUUGUCCUCUUGAAGUUUGACUUCUAAUAAAAAUUUACCAGAUCAGAAA